AUAUUUUUCAGUCGUGAAAAAUAGAAAUCGAUUUUGUCACUGAAACUGUCUGCGGGAGACUUUGAAAAUUAGCGCUCUUCUGACCGGGAAAACAGAUAAUUAAGUACUUAAAAUUAUUUACUUAUAAUAGGGAACCCAGUUUCUGUUACAUUUUAUAGUAACCUCCUCCUAAGGUAGAGGAAGAGUUGCAGUUGGAGGCGGAUAUGAGAAUGCAAGUGUAGAUUUAAAUAGAAAUAGGCGAAGGGUCUCCAUUGCAGUGUUACUGAAAGUAGCUACUUGUUUUUGCCAAGGUAUUUAACAAUUAAGACCUUCCAUACUGCUUCUAUUUAAUGGAUGCUUAGCAAUUGGAUUUACAAUCGCUUCAUCGACCAUGCUAUGCUUUUUACAUGUUGCGAUUGAGGAGAAAAUUCUGCACGCUGAUUAAUUAAAAUCAGGGUUUUAGAUUUUUCAAUGAAAAAAGUUUAAUUGGCAGAGUUAAAGCCAGGUUUCUAUGUUAUGGAGUAAAACUUCCAACGGUAAAGUUUUCAAGGUUUGAGAGAGAAAGACAGAGAUGCCCUACUGCUUGAAUGCCAUUUUUGGAAUAAUUAGGUAAGGUGGGUCUUCAAUGGCCUCUAGACAGCUUGGCAUCCAUCGCCGAAGUAUUGUGAGAAAACUUAUAGGGAAGGAUGGCGGAUUACUUUCUGAUCAUAAUCCCUAUGUUAAGCAAUCACCAUCGUCAUUAUCGGAAUGGUCUUCGUACUUACGAAUAAUUCCACAGUUUCCUGUUGAUGCACAAGUAGAAAAUGCCAGGAAUGAGAACUGGUUUUCUUAUAAAAGAAACUCGCCUCCUGCAUUGGCAAGACAUCUUUUAAGAUUCACAGACCAAACACCUUUUGGCGUUCUUGCAAAAUAUGACGGGCCUCAGUUUCGAUCAUAUGCAGAUACCAGAUGGAUAUCUCAGUGUCGAAACGCGUCAUCAUCUGCAACAGCAAGCCAACGCGCUCCAGACAUUCAGGAAGACGACAGUAAAGAGCAGUCUCCAAAGCCUAAAAAGAUGGAACCAUCGGCAGAAGAAUGCGAUCAGGCCGUAGAAGGGCUUACUACAGCAAAGGCCAAGGCAAAGCAGGUGCAGGAAUCACGCAGGAAAACUCAGAGUCUUUUAACAAAGGUUUGGUCUUCAUUGCUUGGAAUUGGACCUGCACUAAGGGCUGUUGCAUCUAUGAGCAGGGAGGAUUGGGCCAGAAAACUUCUUCAGUGGAAGGAUGACUUUAUUGGAGCAUUGCAACAUUAUUGGAUUGGAUUUAAGCUUCUUUGGGCUGAUAUAAGGAUAUGCUCCAGGUUACUGUUAAAGCUUGCUGGUGGAAAAAGUCUCUCACGAAGAGAAAGACAGCAACUAACAAGAACAACAGCAGAUAUUUUCAGGCUUGUACCAGUUGCAGUAUUUAUUAUAGUGCCAUUCAUGGAGUUCUUGUUACCAGUUUUUCUAAAACUGUUCCCCAAUAUGUUGCCCUCCACCUUCCAGGAUAAGAUGAAAGAAGAGGAAGCACUCAAACGGAGGUUGAAUGCAAGGAUUGAAUAUGCAAAAUUCUUGCAGGAUACAGUUAAAGAAAUGGCCAAAGAACUGAAAACAUCUCGCAGUGGAGAGCUACAACAGACUGCUGAAGAUCUUGACGACUUUAUGAAUAAGGCACGGACGGGAGGUCGGGUCUCAAAUGAAGAAAUAUUGGGCUUCGCAAAACUCUUCAAUGAUGAACUGACGCUGGACAACAUUAGCAGACCAAGGCUUGUGAACAUGUGUAAAUAUAUGGGAAUUCAGCCGUAUGGAACUGAUGCAUAUCUGCGAUAUAUGUUACGAUCCAAGUUGGCCCGGAUAAAAAAUGAUGAUAGGAUGAUACAAAGUGAGGGCAUCGAGUCUCUCUCUGAAGCUGAACUUAGGCAAGCUUGUAGAGAUCGGGGAAAGCUAGGCUUACUAUCUGUGGAGGAAAUGCGACAACAGCUGCGAGAUUGGUUGGACCUAUCUCUUAAUCAUUCUGUUCCUUCAUCUCUCCUCAUUCUGUCCAGAGCUUUUACAGUUUCAGGAAAAAUGAAGCCAGAAGAGGCAGUUCAAGCUACACUCUCUUCCCUUCCCGAUGAGGUGGUAGACACAGUUGGUGCCACUUCACUUCCAAGUGAAGAUACUCUUGCAGAACGUAAAAGGAAAUUGGAGUAUCUGGAAAUGCAAGAGGAACUCAUUAAGGAGGAGGAAGAGAAAGAGGAGGAGCAGCUGGCACGACUUAAGGAUGAAGCAGCCUCUCAACAAGAUAUUGCUCUGCAGGAGAUGAAUAUUGCAAGCGCUAGAGAAGCCCAAGAGCUGGCAAAAUCUAAAGCUAUUGAAAAAGAGGAACGACUUUGCAAGCUUAGUCGUGCUCUAGCUGUACUAGCUUCAGCUUCUUCAGUCAGUGGGGAGCGUGCAGCAUUUCUGGCUCUUGUCAACAAGGAGAUAGAGCUUUAUAAUAGCAUGGUUGAUAAGGAAGGGACUGAAGGGGAAGAAGCCACCAAGAAAGCAUACCGUGCAGCAAGGGCGCUGAGUGAUACAGCUGAAAUCUCUGCAGGCAGCAAAGUCUCAUCCUCACUCAUAAAUAGGGUUGAUGCUAUGCUUCAGAACCUAGAAAAAGAACUUGAUGAUGUUGAUGCAAAAAUUGGUGACCGGUGGCGAAUAUUAGACAGAGAUUAUGAUGGAAAGGUAACUGCAGAAGAAUUAGCUUCAGCUGCUUUGUAUCUCAAGGAUACUUUAGGCCAGGAGCCGGUUCAGGAUUUGAUCAGCAAUCUGGCAAAGGACAGAGAUGGCAAAAUUCUUGUUGAGGAUAUUGUAAAGUUAGGAACCAGAACAGAUGAAGGUGAUAUAAUUGAAGAAAUCCCUGAGCAGAAAGAAAACAAACUUCAUCGGUGAGAAGCAUCAAGGUUUUGUAUCUGAGUCAAAGGUGGAGCUUUCCAGUUUAAACGAGAUUAAACUUGUUACAUUACAUUUUGUUCUACCUAAAUAAUCCUUUACCACUGUAGUUAUUCAAAUGGUAUAAUUCGUUUUGUUGCUCCUCUAAGAUUCUUUUCCAUUGGCUCCAAAACAAACUCAGUAAUAUCAGGUUUUGGAACUUGAAAAUAAAUUUCAAUUUUGCUUUCAAGUAUGAUACACCGAAUGUCCAAUUCUAUUCUAUUAAAACCCCAGUUUGUGGGUCAUAUUUUUUGUACUUAGAUUCAAGAUGCAAAAAAGAGGUGACAGAAGGAAGUUAGAACUCGAAGUUUGAUAACUUGCUUUUUGUAUGGCCCAAGUAACAACCUUCACAUCAAUUUUUUUACAUGCAAAUUCUAGUGGGAGAUGCAAUGUAUGUUUUUGAAGCUUUUGAUA
Messenger RNA from Cryptomeria japonica (Japanese cedar), 3361 nucleotides. RefSeq lists its product as uncharacterized. Lineage: Eukaryota; Viridiplantae; Streptophyta; Pinopsida; Cupressales; Cupressaceae. The transcript has 15 exons. Gene Ontology annotation, molecular function: calcium ion binding; ribosome binding. The coding region runs from base 605 to 2908 and encodes 767 amino acids. The record is from RefSeq and is a predicted model, not a curated record. Gene Ontology annotation, biological process: intracellular monoatomic cation homeostasis. Gene Ontology annotation, cellular component: mitochondrial inner membrane.